AAUCCCCUCCGUCCAUCCACCCGUCCAUCGUCCGUCCGGCUCCGUCCGUCCAUCUCGCUCCCGCGUCCCUGUCACCGUCCCCAUCGCCGCCACCAUGAGCUUCUCCCGCAGCAGCGUCUACUCCAGCUCCCGCCGCUCCGGUGUCACCCCCGGCCUCGGCUCCGGCCGCCGCUUCGUGCCCCCCAGCAGCGCAGCCAGCGUCUACGCCGGGGCCGGGGGCUCGGGCUCCCGCAUCUCCGUCACCCGCACCACCAGCUUGACCAGCUCUGGGGGUGGCUAUGGGGCCGGCUAUGGGGCCGGCUAUGGGGCCGGGUUGGGGGGCGGCAUGUUCUUUAUGGGUUCUGGGGUGGUGGCCAACGAGAAGGAGACGAUGCAGGACCUCAACGACCGCUUGGCCACCUACUUGGAGAAGGUCCGGAGCCUGGAGCAGGAGAACCGGAGGCUGGAGGUCCAGAUCCGGGAAUUCAUGGCCAAGAAAGGUCCCAGCGCCCAGGACUGGAGCCACCACUGGGAGGUCAUCGAGGAGCUGCGGGACAAGAUCUUCGAGGUGACGGUGGAGAACGCCCGCACGGUGCUGCAGAUCGACAACGCCCGGCUGGCGGCCGACGACUUCAGGGUCAAGUACGAGGCGGAGCUGGCCAUCCGCCUCUCGGUGGAGAACGACAUCGUGGGGCUGCGCAAGGUCAUCGAUGACACCAACAUGGCGCGGAUGCAGCUGGAGGGGGAGAUCGAGUCCCUCAAGGAGGAGCUCAUCUUCAUGAAGAAGAACCACGAGGAGGAGGUGAAGAGCCUCCAGGCCCAGGUCUCCGACUCGGCGCUGACGGUGGAGGUGGACGCGCCCAAGUCGCAGGACCUGGGCAAGAUCAUGGCGGAGAUCCGGGCCCAGUACGACGCCCUGGCCCAGAAGAACCUGGAGGACCUGGAGAAGCAAUGGGGGAGACAGAUCACCGAGAGCACCAUCGAGAUCACGCAGAGCAGCAAGGACAUCGACACAGCCCGCAGCACCGUGGUGGACCUCCGUCGCUCCGUCCAGACCCUGGAGAUCGACCUGGAGUCCCUCCACAACCAGAAGGCGGGUUUGGAGGCCAACCUGCUGGAGGUGGAGAACCGCUACGGCGCGCAGCUGGAGCAGCUCAACGGGCUGGUGCUGCGCGCCGAGGCCGAGCUGCUGCAGGUGCGCACCGAGCUGCAGCGCCAGGCCGAGGAGUACCAGGCGCUGCUCAACGUCAAGGGCAAGCUGGAGGCCGAGAUCGCGACCUACCGGCAGCUGCUGGAGGGAGGAGAGGAGUUCAGCCUGCAGGAUGCCCUGGAGAAGGAGACCACCACCACCACCACCCAGAGGAGCACCCAGAGGGUGGUGGACGGCAAGGUGGUGACGGAGACGAAGGAGGUGAAGGUGCGGACGUACUGAGCCGGCGGAGGGGGCCCCCCGGCCCCCCCAGCACCCGGGGGGCCCCCCUGAGACUCUCCCCCCCCCCCCAAUAAAAUGGCAGUU
This is a messenger RNA of Chroicocephalus ridibundus (black-headed gull), 1495 nucleotides long. RefSeq names its product keratin 18 (gene KRT18). Gene Ontology annotation, molecular function: structural molecule activity. Gene Ontology annotation, cellular component: keratin filament; cytoskeleton. The coding region runs from base 95 to 1411 and encodes 438 amino acids. The transcript is spliced from 7 exons. Gene Ontology annotation, biological process: intermediate filament cytoskeleton organization. NCBI's taxonomy places the organism in Eukaryota, Metazoa, Chordata, Aves, Charadriiformes, Laridae. The record is from RefSeq and is a predicted model, not a curated record.